Molecule: messenger RNA, 1753 nt
Organism: Populus nigra (black poplar)
Lineage: Eukaryota; Viridiplantae; Streptophyta; Magnoliopsida; Malpighiales; Salicaceae
Product: DNA polymerase delta small subunit-like
Exons: 14
Coding region: 2-1366 (454 amino acids)
Biological process (GO): DNA replication; DNA strand elongation involved in DNA replication
Cellular component (GO): delta DNA polymerase complex
Molecular function (GO): DNA binding
Source: RefSeq, a predicted model, not a curated record
GAUGGCUGCUGCCGCUACUUGUUUCUGUUUUCCCGCCAUGACUGGAAUGGAAAUCGACAGAGAGAAAAAUAUCCAGAGAAAGCAUUCUACUUACCAAUCUCUGGAUGAGACCUUUGAUAUUCAAAACGAGACCUAUAGAGGCCAGCAAUAUAGUCAAAUAUACUUUGCUCGUCUUCACUUGAUGAGAACUCUGCUUUACUCUCUCGUUACCCAUUGGAAACCCCAUGUCCCUGUUUGUACGGUUUUGGGGUUGGAAGAAGGCAAGGAAUGCAUCAUUGUUGGGACCCUGUACAAGCACAUGAAACUUAAACCUUGUGUCCUUGAUGAAUAUUCUAAGGAGAGAUCUGCAGUGCCUCUUGUCAAGCCUCAUAACUUCAUGCAUCCGGAUGAUCAUUUGGUUUUGGAAGAUGAAAGUGGAAGAGUUAAGCUUGGUGGCACCGUGCUUUCACCUUCAAAAUAUGUUACAGGUGGUGUUGUUGCUUUGCAUGGAAAGGAGACUACUGCUGGUGACUUUUUGGUUCUAGAUGUCUUUGAAGCUGGUUUAGCACCACAAAUAGAGCCCCAACUUAAAUCAAGAGAGGACAAGUAUGUUGUUUUUGUUUCUGGGGUAAGUGUUGGAAGCAGCACAUCAAAUCCUCUCCAAUUUCAACUUCUUGUGGAUCAUAUAACAGGACAUCUGGGAGAUGAUCAGGAACAGGGUAUUGCGGCAGAGAUAGUUCAUGUUGUGUUUGCAGGUAAUUCAGUGGAAAUUCCAUCUGGUCUUCUAAAUGGACAGAAUUUGGCUUCAAAGGAUCAAUCUAGGCUUUCUGAACCAGUUCAAGAGCUGGAUAUUUUGUUGACUCAGAUUGCUGCAGGUGUGUCUGUGGAUAUCAUGCCAGGAUCUAAUGAUCCAGCAAACUUUGCUUUACCUCAACAGCCUUUGAACAGAUGCCUUUUUCCUGGAUCAAGAACUUAUAACACUUUUAAUUUGUGUACUAAUCCUCAUUGUUUUGAGCUUGAUGGUGUCAGGUUUCUUGGAACAUCAGGCCAGAACAUUGAUGAUCUGAAAAAGUAUUCGGAAGCAAGGGAUGAGCUUGAAUUUAUGGAAAGGACAUUAAAGUGGAGGCAUCUGGCACCAACAGCACCUAACACACUCGGUUGUUAUCCUUUCACUGAUAAGGAUCCUUUUUUGAUUGAGAGCUGUCCGCAUGUUUACUUCCUUGGUAACCAAGAUAAAUAUGGAACUCGCAUUUUAAACGGUUCAGAAGGGCAGUUGGUGAGACUUAUUUCCAUUCCUAAAUUCUGUGAUACUGGAAUUGCGGUUGUGCUUAAUCUGAGAAAUCUGGAAUGCCAUACUCUCAGUUUUGGUGCUCAAUUCAGCCCAUAAAAACGUUCUAUGAUGUAUGAUAUCUGUAUUACUGAAGGGACUAGAACUGCUAGGACGUUAUCACUGCCUAAUGCACUGUCUGAAGCCUGCCACCAGUAGAUUAAUUGGACUAUACAUAAUCUCCAUCGGAAGAUGUGUAUCUGCCAGCAGGUUUUCCAACUGCCUAGACGGUAUUUCUUUCUUGCAGGAUGUUUGUAAUUUUGGCGGGCCUUCUUGUGAAUUGUAUGUAGGUCUUGUAUAUUUUGAAAUGUAGUUCAACCUCUCUGAACUUAAAAUUCCAGGACGCAUUGCGGGACCAAAAAGGAAUGGUGUAGGUAUUGUCAUUGUCUAAACUCUUGUUUUUCAGGGCACAAUUGAGCUUCAUGAUUAUAGUUUUAGUUUCAUAAA